AUGUUGAAGAGUGUAAACCCCAUGACAUUCUACGACAUCGGGGAGCAGCAGUUUCCUACUUUGGGGUACAUCGUUAGCAAACCUGGCAAUGCAGGAGCCUACGAGAUCGACCCUCCUCUCCCGACCGUCGACGAUGUGAUCUACAGUUCAGAUGAGUUCCGCAUGUACGCUUACAAGAUCAAACGUUGUCCUCGGACUCGCAGCCACGACUGGACGGAAUGUCCAUACGCUCACCGUGGCGAAAAAGCCACUCGCCGUGACCCUCGCCGUUACAGUUACUGCGCCGUCGCAUGUCCGGCUUUCCGAAACGGUGCAUGUCACCGUGGAGACACAUGCGAAUUCGCACACGGUGUGUUCGAGUACUGGCUCCACCCGGCGCGUUACCGUACACGCGCAUGCAAUGCCGGGAACAUGUGCCAGAGGAAAGUGUGCUUCUUUGCCCAUGCGCCCGAGCAGCUCCGGCAGUCUGAGGGAAAACAUAGGUGCAGGUAUGCGUAUAGACCGGUGAGGACGUCGGGGGCAAGAGGCACAAACGGCGAUGGAGUGGGGAUAAGACAAGACGGUGAAGACUUUGACACGUGGCAGUCUCCGGUGAAAAGCGGGGAAAGUGAUUUAGAUAUAAACGAGGAGAGACUGUUGAAGUGUUGGAGUGGGAUGAGCAUUGUGGAUGAUCAUUAUGAGCCAUCCGAUUUGGAUUUAAAUUUGUCACAUAUUGAUUGGAUCUCAGAGUUGGUCGAUUAAAUAUGUAUAAAAGACCAAUGAAUAAAGUGGAUUUUGUUAUAAUC
Messenger RNA from Raphanus sativus (radish), 785 nucleotides. RefSeq names its product zinc finger CCCH domain-containing protein 54. Lineage: Eukaryota; Viridiplantae; Streptophyta; Magnoliopsida; Brassicales; Brassicaceae. The record is from RefSeq and is a predicted model, not a curated record. The coding region runs from base 1 to 741 and encodes 246 amino acids. Gene Ontology annotation, molecular function: metal ion binding. The transcript has a single exon.